Molecule: messenger RNA, 669 nt
Organism: Papaver somniferum (opium poppy)
Lineage: Eukaryota; Viridiplantae; Streptophyta; Magnoliopsida; Ranunculales; Papaveraceae
Product: F-box protein At5g07610-like
Exons: 1
Coding region: 1-669 (222 amino acids)
Source: RefSeq, a predicted model, not a curated record
AUGAAAACUGACUACACCAACAAGUAUCAGAUUGAAAUUUACUCCUCCCAAACAAAAUCUUGGAGGCUCUCUGGAGAACCUUUUCCAUCAGCAAGGGAUACUUAUGAUAAGCCUGGCGUAUUUUGGAAUGGGAACUUGCUCUGGAUUCGUAACUGGAAAGAUUAUUCACGUUUCAAUAUCGAACAAGAAUCGCUGAAGACAACGCCGGUGCCUUCGAGACACGAUACUGGUGGCUGGGAUAGUAUGAUGAUUAAAAGUGAUUAUUUUGGAGAAUGCAAUGGGCAUUUGUAUUUUAUUGAGAUUUAUCAUUCCUCUGCCACUCAAUUCCACGUCUUCGAAAUGGAGAAUGAUUACUCGAGGUGGAACGUAAAAUAUCGUAUUAAUCUUGAACAAUUGAUAAUUGCUUAUCCAGGUAUCAUUGAAAAUCAUGUUGAAGCUAACGAGUUUUUCCACCAUCAGUACAAUUUCACCGUAUUGCUGGUUGACGAAGACGCCGUAUCAGCUAAGUUAGUGUUACAAAUACCAGACAGGAUUAUAUCCUAUGAUCUAAAUGAAAUGAGUUUCAAUGACAUUCUUGAUUUACCAAACAUUCAUCCUACGGAUGCAGUUUCGUUUUCGAAUCCUCGGUGUAGUGCUUAUCAUUAUAUCGAUUCAAUAGCGUCUAUUUGA